Medioppia subpectinata is the source of this 1543-nucleotide messenger RNA. The record is from the annotation of a GenBank genome assembly. NCBI's taxonomy places the organism in Eukaryota, Metazoa, Arthropoda, Arachnida, Sarcoptiformes, Oppiidae.
UCUACGGAUGAAAGCCUUCAAUUACUGGUCGGACAGAAAUAUUUUGGGUCCGAAACCGAUACCAAUAUUUGGUAACUUUUUGUCCUUUUUCUUCAAAGCUUUGCCACAUUUGGAGUUAGAGUGGUAUCACAGAUACGGCCAACUCUACGGUACAUUCGGUGGCAAUAAACCGGAGCUAAUAGUCUCAGAGCCGGCGCUCAUAAAACAAGUUCUGGUGAAAGACUUCCAUUCGAUGCGAAACCGACGAGACAUCGGAACCCGACAUAAAGUGUUCACAACUGUUAUGUUUUUGGCCAAAAACGACGACUGGAAGCGCAUCCGAGCCAUAGCUAGCACUGCGUUCACGGCAUCCAAAAUCAAACAAACCGUUUCACUCAUCCACGAGUGUUGCGACGACUUUAUGGCACAUUUGGACAAAAUGGCCGCCAAUGAGACACACAUUGAUCUGAAGCAGAAGACCAGCGCCUAUACGAUGGAUGUGAUCGCUCGGUGCGCCUUCGCCUUCAAGACCAACACCUAUGACGACCCAAACCAUAGGUUCACUACAACCGCCACAAACAUAUUUAUGAUGGCCUACUGGAAGAUCAUAGCUAUGGUCUUAUUACCCACUCGUAUCACUAACAUUCAGGCCAUCCGAUGGUUAAUCAACAAAUCAAAAGAUCUAGAUUUUAUCAUAACGUUUGCCCGAAAUAUGAUCCAAAACCGACGGAACGGAACCGAACGGUACGGAGACUUUUUGCAGCUCUUUCUGGACGUCGAGCGCACCGACGAUCAGACCUCAGCCCCGGAGACCAUAGACGGCAACGAAGCGCACCAUUUGGCCGAAGGAAAGGACGAACGCCAGGCCCACACCCGAGCGCUGGCCAACGUGUCUGAGCGCAAACUGACCGAAGACGAGAUUGUGGGCCAGUGUUUCCAGUUCUUCACCGCCGGCUUCGAGACCACAGCCAACACUCUGGCCUAUUGUAUGUAUGAGUUGGCACUCAAUCCCGCACUUCAGGUCCGACUGCGCGACGAGACCCGUGCGGUCAUCGAUGGCCAGUCGGGUGAAGUCGAUUGCGACCGACUCUCGCGACUGCCGUUCAUUGACGCACUCAUAUCGGAAACACUGCGCAAAUACCCGCCACUCCUUAGACUGGACAGAGAGGUCACACAACCCGUACAGUUGGGCGACACCGGGUUUACGGUGGAGAAGGGAGUGCUCAUACAAAUACCCUUAUACUCCAUACAUCACAAUCAGGACUAUUACCCGCAACCGUUUACGUUUAACCCUGAUAGAUUUAUGCCCGAGAAUAAGCAUUUGCUGAUACCCUAUACGUACCUACCCUUUGGCGCCGGCCCUCGCAAUUGCAUUGGUAUGCGGUUUGGGUUAUUGGAGCUGAAACUUGUGUUAACAAAGAUGUGCCAACGCUUUCAGAUUAAUCGUUUGCCGGCCACCGAUGUUCCCGUCCGCUUCCUUAAGGGCCGACACGUACUUCUAUGCGAACCCAUUAUAGUAUCCGUCACUAGACUAACAUUGUUGGAGUACAACUGCCAGUUUCCU